AUGGUGGAUAUCCUUCUGACGGACCCACAGAAGCGGCGACUGAGCGAGUGGCGGUAUCGGUCCCAGGGACGGACACUUACGGACGUUGUCUUUGGCCCUCUGUGGGACGUGCUUGUCCGACUCGUGCCGGCGACGGUCGCACCGAAUGUGCUCACCUUGGCUGGCCUCCUCUGUGUCUUGCCUCGCGGCAUCGAUGGCCGCCACGCCCGGGCCACACGCAACGACUCGCCGCUGGGCGAGCUCUUCGACUACGCUUGCGCCAACCUCGGUGGCAUCUUCCUCGCCCUUACCCUCGCCUAUGUCGCCGGGGUCACCCAAACCUCCACGCUGUGGUACAUGUCGCAGGCCUUUGGCCUUGCCUAUCUGCUCUGGCAUCUCCGCGGCCUCGCCACCGGCACCCUCCACUGGGGCUUCACCACCGGCCCGGGCGAGGCUCUUUUUGCCAUCAUCGCCUUUGUCGCCACCCGCGCCAUUGUUGGCGUUGAUGCCGUUGCCGCGGCCUGGUCGCACGCGGUUGACGCGGUCCUCGUUCCGAGCAUCAACGCUGUUGCCCACUGGGCUGCCACCGUGGACAUCUCGGUCGCCGUCGGUGCUACCAAGGUCGCCUACGUCGAGGCGGCUCGCCUUCGGGCGCUGGAGCUGCUGCAAGAUACCGAUGCGCUGCUCGAGGCUGUCGCCUUUGGCGUCUACGUCGUCCUGGUUGUCAGCGUUGCUGUCUACGCCGUACUUGCGAUCCCCAGCGAGCGGUCGGCGACCCGCAACGGCAUGCUGCUCUGCCUCCUCUACGGGGCCCUGAUGCCGUCGCUUCACUCGUGGCUUAACGCCUCGCUCUUCAUCGAGCCCGGCGACGUCUCGCUCCAUGCCAUCAUCUUUGACGGUGCCAUGCUCUCGGUCCUCACCACCGACGUGGUUGUGGCCAAGAUGGCCGGCCGCGACCUGCACCCGUGGGUGGUUGUCUUCUUUAUGGUCGGCUCGUUCGACCACUUUGUGUGUGGCGCGCUCGCUGGCGCCUACUUUGUGCUCAUCUUUUGGGAGGUGUGCGAGGCAACCCACCUCCCGAUGUUUACCACCGUCAUCAACGUCUACGUCGACGGCGUCUACGACCUCAUGCACUACGGUCACCUCCGCGUUCUGCGCGCUGCGCUCUCGUUCGGCUCGCACCUCAUCGUUGGUGUCGUCGGCGAUGCCUCCGUCAACCAGUACAAGCACCGCACCCCGGUCAUGUCGCUCGACGAGCGCGUUUCCGCCGUCCGCGCCUCGGGCCUCGCCACCCGAGUCAUUCCGGACUCGCCGUGCUUUGGCCUCUCUGAAGAGUUCAUCCUUGAGAACCACAUCCACCUCGUGGUCCACUCGGUCGAGUACGAGACGGAAGACGACAUCUACUACCGCGUCCCGCGUGCCAUGGGCAUCACACGUGUCCUCCCGCGCACCGAGGGCAUCUCCACCUCGGAGCUCAUCCGCCGCAUCCGUACCCGGGACGAUCUCUAG
Molecule: messenger RNA, 1488 nt
Organism: Thecamonas trahens ATCC 50062
Lineage: Eukaryota; Apusomonadida; Apusomonadidae
Product: cholinephosphotransferase 1
Exons: 2
Coding region: 1-1488 (495 amino acids)
Biological process (GO): phosphatidylethanolamine biosynthetic process
Cellular component (GO): cytoplasm
Molecular function (GO): ethanolamine-phosphate cytidylyltransferase activity
Source: RefSeq, a predicted model, not a curated record